Messenger RNA from Trichogramma pretiosum, 1914 nucleotides. RefSeq names its product polypeptide N-acetylgalactosaminyltransferase 1-like. The transcript has 9 exons. The record is from RefSeq and is a predicted model, not a curated record. Bases 132 to 1895 code for a protein of 587 amino acids. Gene Ontology annotation, cellular component: Golgi apparatus. NCBI's taxonomy places the organism in Eukaryota, Metazoa, Arthropoda, Insecta, Hymenoptera, Trichogrammatidae.
UUUCGCACUGUUUAUACGAUCUAACCUUACCCAGUGGCAAACAAAAAACCACUAGUUGAGCCAAUAAGAGCUACAAAACACCGUCAAACAUUCCAAUUUCAAACAGGAAUGACCAUGAAAGUUUGGAAAAAAUGAGAAAUUUGCGCUGCAAAACCAGAUGGGUAAUUUAUAUACUAUAUUUGAUCAUCAUAUGCGCUAUUAUUAGACAAAUAUUGUUAGUAAGACAAAAUAAAACCGACAAUCAUGAAGAAGAGACUUCAAUUCCAAGCACAACCGAUAUUUACAAAGCGAAAAACGAUAAAUAUGAACAGUUGAUUUUAAAUUACAUGAAAGGUAUUAUUCAUGGACUGGGUGAAUAUGGUAAACCUGCAUAUUUAACUGGUAGAAGUAAAAUGAAAGGAAAAGAAUCUCUAAAGAAAAAAGCUAUUAAUAUUGUACUCUCCAACAAAAUUUCCUUGCAAAGGAAAUUACCUGAUGUGAGAGAUCCAUUAUGCAAAAAUGUCACUUAUGAUACUUCACUACCAAGUACAAGUGUAAUAAUAAUUUUUCACAAUGAAGCAUUUAGUGUCCUCUUACGUACAGUAUAUAGUGUUCUCAAAAGAACCCCAUCUAAACUCCUAAAAGAAAUUAUUUUAGUUGAUGAUAAAAGCAAUGAAGAAGAACUUCUUGGCUUGUUGGACUAUUAUAUUGAAACCAGACUACCCAAAAAAGUAAAACUAAUUAGACUGAAAGAGCGACAAGGAUUGGUGCGAGCUAGACUAAAAGGAGCAAAAAGUGCUACUGGAGAAGUAUUAAUGUUCCUGGAUGCUCAUUGUGAAGUUAUACAACAGUGGUUGGAACCAUUGCUACAACGUAUUAAAGAAAAGCCAAAUGCAGUUGUUACACCUAUUAUAGAUAAUAUUUCUGAAGAAACCUUUGAAUACUCACAUAAUGAUGAGCCAUCAUUUUUCCAAGUUGGAGGGUUCACAUGGUCUGGACAUUUUACAUGGAUAAAUAUACAAGAUGUUGAUUUAAAAUUAAAAUCAUCGCCCAUAUCACCAGUUAGAUCUCCAACAAUGGCUGGUGGACUAUUUGCAAUUAGUAGACGAUAUUUUUGGGAGAUAGGAAGUUAUGAUGAUAAAAUGGAAGGAUGGGGAGGAGAAAAUCUUGAAAUGUCAUUUCGAAUUUGGCAGUGUGGUGGAAUACUUGAAACCAUACCCUGCUCUAGAGUAGGACAUGUUUUUAGAAACUUUUUGCCAUACAAGUUUCCAUUUGAUAAAGAUACUCAUGGUAUAAAUACAGCUAGAUUAGCAAAUGUAUGGAUGGAUGAUUAUAAGAGAUUAUACUAUUUACAUCGAGAAGAAUAUAAAGAUAAAUUAAAAUUAAUUGGUGACACAAAAGAUCGGGUAAAGUUAAGAGAACGUUUAAAAUGUAAAAGUUUUAAAUGGUACUUAGAUAAUAUUUAUCCAGAAAAAUUUAUACCGGAUGAAAAUGUACAAGCAUUUGGAAAAGUUAAAGUUCAAUCAAAGAACUUAUGUUUAGAUAAUUUACAACGUGAUGAAGAGAAACCAUACAAUUUAGGAGUAUAUGAAUGUCAUGCAGAACUUUUUCCAAGUCAGUAUUUUUCUAUGAGUAAAAACGGCGAGCUUCGAAGAGAAGACACAUGUGCUACUGUUGUUGAACAUGCAAAAUUGAAAGAUGUUUUUAAAGUUAAUAUGAAAGCUUGUGAUGAAAUUGACGACGACAAAGAAUGGACUUUGACUGAGGAUGGAAAAAUCAUACACUUGAGAACUGGUUUAUGCCUCGAUGCUUCUGGUCUGAAUUCUAAAGAUGAUGUUUUAGCUUCAACUUGUUCUGAUUCUUCAGCACAAUUUUGGAGUUUUGAAUUUUAUGGUGAUAGAAUCAAUCCAAGAUGAAAUCGAGUGAUUGAAUAUU